AGUUGCAUUUGUAUCUUAUUCUCUAUCUACCCACGGAUUAAUCUCCCUAACCUUUAUUAUUAACAACAACAACACUACAGCAACGAGAGCAUUAUGGUUACUACUACUACUAUUACCAAGCAAACCCCCCAAGUUGUUCUUUCUUCCCCGCCGCCUGCUAUCAGUACUGAUACUCCGUCCUCUUCCUCCUCAAUUGAGGCCCCCGAACCACACUAUGUGGUGCCUAAGGUUAAGGCACCAUCGGUAUGCCCUAUAUUUGGCAGGCUAACGUUCCUAACAGUAGUGCUAGUCUGUUGUCUAAUAGUAGCUGCAAUAUGGUUUUGUCAUGGUUAUAGUUGGGUAUAUGAUAAGACUACUAAGAUAUGGCCUAUAUAUGAAUGUCCUUCAUUACAGUCAUCUUUCCAUUUCAAGGAGAAGGAUCUAUGGGGUCCAACAUGUUCUAUGUCUAUAAAGUAUGAUUUCCUAUUAGCUGAUCGUAUGAAGAGGAAUGGUAUUACAGUACCAUAUGGUACCCCACCAGAAGAGGCAUUAGAACGUUGUAUCCUACCACAUGAUGAUGAAGGAUAUAUUACAUGUUUCUCAGUGAAUUCAUGUGAUUAUAUGUGUCGUGAAGCUGAUACUAAUGGUAGAUGUCCAGCUGGUAAGACAUUAAAUAAGGAUAAGACUGAUAUGGAUAAUAAUGUCCAAUGCAAUGUAUGGUUAGCUGCUCAAACUUUUACUGAUCAAUUAGCAUGUUAUAAAUUAGAGGUUGCUGCUUAUUGUGGUAGAACAUUUAAAGUAACACCCUCUAAUAUACUUGCUGUACGUGGGCUUAUUGUGGCUACUGUGGUGAUGUUGGUAUUCUGGAUAAUAGCUGAGUUUGUUCUAAGAAGUGUUGACAAGGGUUUACGUCAAGAACAAGCAGAAGGUAUGGCUAGAAUGGGUGUUGAACUACCAGCUAAAAGAACAUUCUUACGACAACAAAUACUUCAUAGAUGGGCUACUGAGGCACAAUU
Molecule: messenger RNA, 995 nt
Organism: Perkinsus marinus ATCC 50983
Lineage: Eukaryota; Perkinsozoa; Perkinsida; Perkinsidae
Exons: 3
Source: RefSeq, a predicted model, not a curated record